UAAAGUGGGCGUUUAUAUAUGUAUACUUUUACAGUUUUUUCCUUUAGUUAUUACUUAUUACUUAGUUUUAUGUUGAACACGAUGGUUGUUUUUAAAGUGGGCUUCUUUUAUAUAUGCGCGGUAUUUUUUCUUGGGAGCAGUCACAAUUAUAGUGAAGGAUGCAGUAAAGAUUCAACUGGUUCAUCUGCUGCUGCAAGACUCUCAAAUGAUUUGUUUUGCUCUUACAAUAAAAACAUAAGACCUGUGAUGAACCAAUCGUCUCAGACGUCUGUUAAUACCAAAUUUUACAUUUUCAAUGUCCAUAUGAACGAAAAACGGGACAUUUUACAAUUGAGCAUUCAAUUAAUUAUGGAAUGGAAAGAUGAAUUUUUAGUUUGGGAUUCUUCAAAAUAUGACAACAUUCAAUACAUGUAUGAAGAAUCAACCCAUAUUUGGUUACCUCAUAUUAUGUCAUAUAAUAUGGGAUUCAAUGGUGAAGAUAAUAGAGAGUAUUCUUAUUUUUUACCCUUAAGUACAGUGAAAAUAUCUAAUAAAGGCAAUGUUACAUACAAUCAUCGUGUGACUCUAAAUGCUCAAUGUUCAACCAAUAUAGCUAAAUGGCCGUUUGAUUCCCAUAAUUGCUCUUUUCAAAUAGGAUCUCCUAUCUAUACCGAUUUAUACGUAAACUAUACUUUUUCAAAUGAUGAAUAUUAUAAUUUGUAUUUUUAUGAACCUGAUGGAGAAUGGAAACUUAACUCUAUACAACAUGAGUAUGUGAAUAUAAACAAUUCUAUAAAUAGCUUUCUACGAUACGAAAUAUACAUUGCUCGAUUCUCAUCCAUCUACUAUUCAUCCAUUAUAAUCCCGGCAGUUGUGAUAUCGUUGAUGAGAAUUUUUACGUUCUUAAUGGGUCGUGAAUCCACCCUUCGAUUAAUUGUAUUAUGCUUAAUUUUCAUUUCCGAAUUGUUGUACAUACAAUUUUUGGACACGAAAUUACCAAAUAAUGGCAAACAAACUGUAUACAUAAUUCUAUUGUACCGCAACUCACUAAUUCUAACAGCAAUAGCACUUGUUAUAACUGUGAUUAGUAAUGAAAUUUAUAACAGAGUACUGAUGAUUUCUCGUAAUGGUCCAGAAUGGCUCAAGUCUGUAUUGAAAUUUUUUUUAAAUAAAAUAUCCAAUUGCUAUGCUAACAAAUUUUCACACUCAGGGAGCAGAACUUUUAAUUGAAAAAAACGUGGAAGAGGAAUCUCCCAGUACUCAGAGAGACGAAAAUGCUUUACUUUGGAAAACAUUGUCCAUCUUAUUAGAUCGUUUAUCGUUUAUAAUUGUUUUCGUAAUUUCAUUGAUAAAUUUAUGGGUUUUAAUACCCUAGGUACUUGUAAAUUUAAAAAAAAAACAACGAUAACUUUGUUUAAUUUCUCUUAUAACUUAAAAAGAUAUAAAAAGAUUAUACUGGAUAUACCUUACAUACCAUUGCAUCGUCAAAUAUAUUAAUUACAAUAAU
This is a messenger RNA of Acyrthosiphon pisum (pea aphid), 1486 nucleotides long. RefSeq names its product neuronal acetylcholine receptor subunit beta-2. Lineage: Eukaryota; Metazoa; Arthropoda; Insecta; Hemiptera; Aphididae. The transcript is spliced from 9 exons. Gene Ontology annotation, biological process: monoatomic ion transmembrane transport. The coding region runs from base 19 to 1209 and encodes 396 amino acids. Gene Ontology annotation, cellular component: membrane. Gene Ontology annotation, molecular function: extracellular ligand-gated monoatomic ion channel activity; transmembrane signaling receptor activity. The record is from RefSeq and is a predicted model, not a curated record.